GGCAUGAAGAACGAAAGCAUCGUCGCCUCCUUCGUAUACUACUACGACUGCGAGAACAUCACACAAUCUCGCCUUGCUUUUAGGAAUGCAACAUCGGAACCGGCGGAGCAUCAGAAUGGCGACGUUUCAUGCAUGCGCGUACUGUACGGUUACAGCCAAUGGGAAGCUACCUCUCAGGAGAUCGGCGAGGUUCCGACGAAGCAAGGGCGCGCCGUCGCGUUUCCGAAUAUCUACCAGCACCGCGUAGGGGACUUUGAGCUCAUCGACCGAACGAAGCCGGGCUACCGCAAGAUCUUGGUUUUCUUCCUUGUCGACCCCACCGUAACCGUGCCGAGCGCUUCCACGAUCCCCGUACAGAGGAAGGACUGGAUACACCGCGUCGUCAGGAGGGCUGCGACAGACCCGAGGUCGCUGUGGGGGAGGCUGCCCGUCGAAUCAUCCACAUAA
This is a messenger RNA of Punctularia strigosozonata HHB-11173 SS5, 447 nucleotides long. RefSeq lists its product as uncharacterized. The transcript is spliced from 3 exons. The annotation marks the transcript as partial. Lineage: Eukaryota; Fungi; Basidiomycota; Agaricomycetes; Corticiales; Punctulariaceae. The record is from RefSeq and is a predicted model, not a curated record.